This is a messenger RNA of Zophobas morio, 3321 nucleotides long. RefSeq names its product protein O-mannosyl-transferase TMTC2-like. Gene Ontology annotation, molecular function: protein binding; mannosyltransferase activity. Bases 296 to 2908 code for a protein of 870 amino acids. Gene Ontology annotation, biological process: protein O-linked glycosylation via mannose. The record is from RefSeq and is a predicted model, not a curated record. Gene Ontology annotation, cellular component: endoplasmic reticulum membrane. NCBI's taxonomy places the organism in Eukaryota, Metazoa, Arthropoda, Insecta, Coleoptera, Tenebrionidae. The transcript has 10 exons.
UCGUGCCGACUAUAUAACGGUGGUGUGUGUGAUCCGCGGCUCGCAGUUCCGUCUUGUCCUCCAGGUGAACUCCACAGGUACCGACCGCGUGGGCGCGUGCACCAUGGGCGCCAACCUAGCCCUCGCCCGCCCGCUCUAGACGCAGACGAACUCUUGGGCAAAAAGCGCGCUUUUUGCCGGUGAUGUGCAGCCGGCGCAAAUGAUCUAACAUAUUUGAGCGCUUCGAGAUUAGCAGGAGGGUAGACGCAACAAGUCACGGUAUCUUCGCCCAUCGAGAGAUGUGCUGACCCCCAGCAUGGAUUAUGUCAGCUCGCUCUGCUGCCUGCUCGCCUUCCUGCUGUAUUACAACACGCUGGACGCCGGAUUCGUGUACGAUGACCGCCGCGCCAUCCUGAGCAACCCCGACCUCCUGCCGAAGACUCCAUGGACUCGCUUGCUCGAGAACGACUUCUGGGGAACCCCCCUCAACGACAGCGGCUCCCACGGCUCCUAUCGGCCGCUCUGCGUGCUCACCUUCCGCCUCAACUACCUUCUCGGCGGCUUCCAGCCCUGGGGCUACCACCUCGUCAACGUCCUCCUCCACUGCUUAGCCACAGUUCUCUUAGUCAAGCUCGCGCGUCAAGUUCUUCCGAAAUCCAAGUCUUCAGUGGGGCCAGCCAUCACCGGCCUCCUUUUCGCCGCCCACCCCAUCCACACCGAGGCGGUGGCAGGCGUGGUGGGCAGAGCCGACCUGGCGGCCUGCAACUUCUACUUGCUCUCGUUUCUGGCCUACGUUACGCAUACGAAACACAGAGACUCGCCCUGCUGCUAUCGGUGUUACUCGUACAAGACUACCAGUAAGGAGGACAAUAUGAAGCAACUAAGGGCCUUGAAGUACCAGAAGUUCGUGUAUAGUCUUCAGAAGAAUGUGACGAGUUGCAAUUGGCCGAAGAGGCUGGGACGGGAGGUGGUCCACAGUGAAUGUCGGGGGGUGGUCUUCCGGAUGAACGCCAAGGAGGAGAAGGAGACGUGUUGUUGGGGGAACAGCGUGAAGCAGUGGAUGUACUUGGGGUUGUGCGUGGUUUUGGCGUUGGCUGCCAUGCUGAGCAAGGAGACGGGGAUUACGGUGCUGGGGAUGUGUGUGGUGUAUGACUGCAUCUACAGCCCGACGCUGAAAAAGAAACAAUGGCGCAGCAUGUUCGUCCUGGGCGCCGCUUCCGUCAUCCUCCUAGCCAUCCGGCUGCAGUCCCCCGUCCCCCACUUCUCCACCGCCGACAACCCCACCGCCCGCGACCCGCGCCUCCUCGCCCGCCUGCUCACCUUCCUCUACCUGCCCGUCUUCAACUUCUGGCUGCUCCUGGCGCCCAGCACCCUCAGCUUCGACUGGGGCAUGGACGCCGUCCCCCGCGUGACCGCCCUCGGGGACGGCCGCAACGCCGCCAGCCUGUGCUUCUACGCCCUGCUGGCCGUCGCCGUGAAGAAGUGCGUCUCGUCGCUGCACCGCGGCGAGAAGAACACGUGCCACUGCUGCCACCUGGACCUGGCCGAGGCGCACUCGGCCAGCUGCCGCACCACGAACAACAACAACACGGCGACGACGUGCGGGUGCAAGAGGAGGACUUCGGUUUACAGUGUCGUUCUGUUGUCGCUGGCGCUUCUGACGCUGCCCUUUCUCCCGGCCACCAAUCUGCUGUUCUACGUGGGCUUCGUGGUGGCCGAGCGGGUCUUGUACCUGCCGAGUGCGGGACUGUGUUUGAUGCUGGGGUUCGGAGGGGCCGCUGUCUAUAGAAAGCAUCGCACGGCGUUUACGGUGGGGUUUAUUGGGGUUUUGCUGACGUUCAGUGCUAAAACGGUGGUGAGGAACAGGGACUGGAACAACGAGGAGGCGCUGUACAGGGCGGCGAUAAACGUCAACCCGCCCAAAGCGUACGGGAACUUGGGGAGCGUGCUGAGCAGCCAGGGACGAGCAGCCGAAGCCGAGUGGGCCUUCAGGAGGGCCCUGCAGUUCAGGCCCAACAUGGCCGACGUACACUACAACCUGGGUAUUCUGCUCCAGGCGAGACAGCGGUUGGACGAAGCCAUCGAGAGCUACCACCGCGCCAUCCAUUUUCGACCAUCGCUGGCACUGGCCUAUGUCAACUUGGGCGCCGCGCUGAUAUCUGCAGGCAGGUGUCAAGAAGCGGUGUCAGUGCUUAGACAAGGAUCUCGCCUCGACGGCACGGGUCUGAGGGACCGGCGCGAGCACGAAACUGCGAGGGUGUCGGCCCUCCUGCAGUUGGGAGCGCUGUACUCUGAGCAGGGGCGGCUGCAGAGGGCUCUGGCGGCCUACAGGGAGGCGGCGUACUCCCUUCCUGAGCAUUAUCCGCCACAGAGCGUGUUCAACGUGUUGGGGGAAACGCUCGCUCGCCUGCAGCAGGACGAGGAGGCGGAGAGGUGGUACCAAGCUGCUUUGAAUGCGCAACCAGACCACGUGCCUGCGCACAUUACCUACGGGAAGCUUUUAGCCAAAAAUGUGAGCCGAACGGCGGAAGCCGAACAGUGGUUUCGCAAGGCCCAGAGGUUGGCCCCCCAGGAGCCCAGCGUCUACCACCAUUACGGUGAGUUCCUGGCGUCGCGGCGACGCUACAAGGAGGCGGCGGUUAUGUACGAGAAGGCGGCGGAAUUGAGGCCGCACGACUACGAGCUGGCGGUGGCGGCGGCGACGGCGAUGCGGCAGGCGGGCCGACACCUGGAGGCGGAGAGGUGGUACAGGACGGCGGUGGAUCUCAAGCCUUCAGACGCUCGCAGCCACACGAACCUGGGGGCCAUUCUCCACCUCAACGGUAAAUACAGCGAAGCGGCCAGCAGCUACAAGGAAGCCCUGAGGCUGCAACCCGACGACAUCACCACCCUCACGAACCUCCACAAACUCCAUAGCGUGAUGACUUGACGCUGAUCGAAGCCUGAAGACGGUUCAUAAUCAACGAAACGAGGAUAUCUGUGCAACGUGUGCUUCUCCACGCCGACGUUUUGGGACCACCCCGUAUAGCGACACUCGGCAUCCACGAGACUCUGACAAUAUGAAUGACGAUCGAUAGUGAUAUUUUUGUUAAGAACUGUAUUUUUUCAGAACACUGAUAUCCUGUACAUAGGGUCCGGUUUGGGUUAAUUUUUCGUACGGAAAUGUUUACAUAUCUUUUUAUCAGUGUAAUGUCAUUUUGGAUUGGAUAAAGCUUCUAUUAUUCCUCGGAACUGUAAGCUUUCAAAUAUUAUUACCAUAUUGUUGGCUUUUAAUGGGUCGUAUUGUAAUUAAAAUCUGUAUUUAAUUAAAUUGUAAAAUAAAGCUUUAACUUAUUUUGUGUA